Darwinula stevensoni is the source of this 684-nucleotide messenger RNA. The record is from the annotation of a GenBank genome assembly. NCBI's taxonomy places the organism in Eukaryota, Metazoa, Arthropoda, Ostracoda, Podocopida, Darwinulidae.
GUGACGGACGACAACUGCCUGGGCUGUCACGGCGCGGCCAUGACCCACAUGUACAAGCAGGACCGGUCCCGGCGGACCAUCGACAUCGUCUACGUCACGGCCCACGUCGACGUCACCCAGACGCCGUUCUGCGUCGCCGUCGACCACUCCCGGUCCCGGAUCGUCGUCGCCAUCAGGGGCACCAUCAGCAUGCAGGAUAUUUUGACGGACCUGAAUGCCGAAGCCGAGAUCAUUCCGAUAUCAAAGCCUCGAGAGGAUUGGCUCGGCCAUAAGGGCAUGGUGCAAGCGGCCGUGUACAUCCGCAACAAGUUGAAGGAGGAGGGGAUCCUGAAGGAGGCGAUCGAGAAGAGCACGGAGGGGAUGAAGGGAGACGAGGAGGCGGGGUUCCAGGGGGAGGGCCAGGGGGCAUACCCCCUGGUGCUGGUGGGGCACUCGCUGGGGGCGGGGACGGCGGUCAUCCUUGCCAUCCUGAUGAGGGAGGAGUUUCCCGAUCUGGAGGCUUUCGUGUACUCGCCGCCGGGGGGGCUGCUCAGCCUGUCGGCGGCGAAGUACACGCAGGAGUUCUGCACGUCGGUGAUCCUGGGCAAGGACGUGGUGGCGCGGAUCGGGUUGAGCCAGAUGGAGGUGCUCCGAGCGGACCUUCUCAACGUCCUCACGCGAAGCAGGGAGACGAAGGUGGAGUGA